UUCUAAACAUAUAUAUUUGGGGGCUGACAAACUCUCCUUGUUUAAAUUCAUAUAUAUUUUCUAAGGAAAAAACUUCAUCAAAAAAAAAGAAAAGAAAGAAGAUAAAUGGCGUCUAACAAAGUCUCAUUCUUCUUGGUUCUUUGCCUUUGUGUUCUCUCAACAGCAGAGUUUGGAGAAGCACAAAUUCUAACAGGAAUAAAAUGCCCAGAUCCAAACGGCCACGACAAAGAAGAUAAAUGUAAUAUUUACUGCCUUAAUCAAAAUUAUAUGGGUGGUUCUUGUCAAGGUUACAAAAAUCAUUAUAUGUGUGAAUGCUAUGUAGGAUAAGAAUACAUCUCAUGGUUGAAUAUGUAUCUCUUGUCAAUUUCUUAUCAUAUAUAGUGGGAUUUAUGAAAUAAUGUGGAACACAAAAACCUAUAAAUGUAAGGUUAUUAAUAAUUUGCAACAUAUUGAAAAUGUUUGGUUAACCAGUGCUGUACUGAUUUUAAUUUUUGGAAGCCAUGUUCGAUUUGUAACUAGUUAUAUUAAUAUAUACCCGAUCUCAGUAUCCUGAAGGGAACCCUCCCUUUCUUGGAUCACUUACUGCCACAAGGUCACUCAUUCCACCAGAACUUGCACCAGAUUCUUGAACUAUGAACUGAACAAUCGUUAGGCGUUAGGACAUGACCUUUCUUCUCCAACACAACUCUUGUCUCUUUAGGAAUCUCGAAAUGAUCACUGAACACUGUCGUCUAGUUUUCAUACGAAACUAUGUUUGGUAUCAGCUGAAAAUGAAAAUUAUUACAAAAAGCAUAUUUUAGGAAUGAGUAGAGAACGAGAAAGUUUCUAAGGAAAAAUAAAAAAACGAAAAACCUGAUGGUAGAUUCUUGGAGCCAAAACGGAAGAAAGAGGAUCCAUCUUG
This is a messenger RNA of Arabidopsis thaliana (thale cress), 901 nucleotides long. Its product is annotated as Defensin-like (DEFL) family protein. The coding region runs from base 106 to 327 and encodes 73 amino acids. Lineage: Eukaryota; Viridiplantae; Streptophyta; Magnoliopsida; Brassicales; Brassicaceae. The record is from RefSeq and is marked reviewed. Gene Ontology annotation, cellular component: extracellular region. The transcript is spliced from 2 exons.